CUAAAGAUUAGUUUAAAUAACCUACUGUUAUAUCGAACGUAACUAAACGGGUCAAAUAAUGUAACCUAACAUAAUGUAACAUACUAAAUGGAGUGUCACGGAUUUUAGUAACAUAUAAUUCGUCUUGCAUACUGGGCAUUUCGACCUACAUGUCUCGGUAAACGUCUCUUGUCUGUUUAACUUUUCCUACCGUUCGUGCGAUUCGAGAACAGCCUACUUGCAGUAAAAUAUGACUGCGCUGGAAGGAAGGGCACUCCACUGGAUGCGCGAUGGUACGGUGAGGCUCCCCGCCUAAUCUAUAGUCUUUAGGCAGAGGGAUGCAUCGUUUUAACCCUUUGCUCCGCUCUCCAGAGUUGCACAUAUUUGUAAAUAGCCUUUAAGUAAUAUUUAGUAAAUAAGUUGAGGAAAUGUGUAAAGGGGCUGCAGCUAUUUUGGGGAGUUGUAUUGGACAAUAAGUGUAAGGAUAUUUCUUCAUCGUUUUGCUUCAACUUCGGAUGGCUUGAGUAUUUGCACACAUGCAUGUUGACAAGCAAGAAUGUGAGGUAGCCUAUGGCCGGUCUACCGUUCUCACAUCACACGGAGUAAGGGAGCAUCGGUUGGAUUCGCAGCGCUGGACAUCGAACUAUAGCGCCGUGAUUCGGAGUACGUUUGAGUGCCCAGAGAAAUAACUUUAUAUAUUGGGAUUGCUUGGUCACCUGCGUUCCUUGUCAGUCAUAUGCCACCGACAACGUAACUUCAACAGCAAAAUUAAUAUGGCAUAAACUAAUUCUGGAGACGCCAGUCACAGAUAGCGCCGGCGACUUGGAUAGGGUGAAUGAGAAUUUCCCAAACGGUCAAAUCCUAUGCAUACCGUGCUUGUUUACUCGCUACACUAUCUAGUGUCUUCGAGAAGAGCGCAGGAGGAAUGCUGGUCCAAGAUCUAAUACCAUUUACUUUAAGUUUUUGGCCUCUUCUCUUCGGUCAUUGCAUUCUCUCGUUGGUUUUACUCUCAUGCCAGGGUGAACUCCAGAGGUCAUGCUCACAGACUGUAACUGAGAAAGUGAGCGAACACUGCCAGCUGGCAUGUCAGUGUAGAAGCUACCCUCCCCUUCCUCCCCCGCCUCCUCCCCCACCUCCCCCACGGCUACUGUUGGCCACAGUAGUUGAGUCCCCUCUGCCCCUGUUGAGACCGUGGUGGAUGGAGAUCUUAGUGCUUGGGACAGUGGGCUGUGCCUCAGCUGUUUUCCUCCUUUCAGCCAUGAUCAUCUGCUACAAGGCCAUAAAGAGGAAACCACUACGGAAAGAGGAGAACGGGACAAGUCGUGGGGAGUAUGCCAUGAGUGUACGCAAAAAGAAGGCCAUGGGCCCCAACAACACUGUGGUGUAGACUGUCCACUGACAGAAAGAGGAAGUCACAUCACCAUCAUCCCCACUACCCACCCUAUCCUACCCAAAACUCCUAUUAACUAGAACGCAACAGGGGGUUGACCUGUUAAAAAUGCAUAAACGCCUUUCCUUCUCUCCUAGCAUGUUGCCUGGAUGAAAGACAACGUCCAGAUAAAGGAGAGUAGCGAGAACCAGAGAGAGAGAAAAACUAAACAUGGAAGUGGAUUCAGAGAAUGAGUAAAAAAGUGAAUUGAGGAAUAAAGUGAAUUGAGAAGUUCUACACCAGAUUGUCGACAAGAAGUGUCAUUGACAGGGGAAUGGUUGACUGCUAAUCUGUCAACCUACACAGCUCCACACUUCUUACAGACCACUUCGAUGUAGGAACAGACACUGAAGCACUGCGAUGGGAUAGGAGGUUGCGGAGGACCAGAUCAAGAACAAAAUGUGCGCGCAGUUUUUAUGGAAAAUGCAACAUUCUUUUCUACGGUCGGGCUGUCUCAUCUAUUCUCAUCUGACCGUUUUUCUUUUUAAUUUAUUAAAGAAGAAUUUGUAUUAUACUGGCACAGUUGCAGGUUCUUGCUGUGGUUUGAGAUGUAUAGUGCUCAUCCGACUAUGCAAUUAAAACACACAUUUACAGGUCAUACCAAGUGGGAAGUAAAACAACAAGAUCGAGUCAGUUCCUAUGUUCCAUACCAACAACACAACUGAGAACAGCCUGAGGACAAACUUGAUCUACUUAUCUAAUUUGUUCAUUUAUUUAUUUGCUGUAUUUAUUCAUUAAUUUGUCUGCUUAUGUAUGUUAUUAUUGUUUAAUUCAGUCAGUUUAAUGAUUUGAAAUGUUUUCUUUUUAGAUUAAUUAUUUAGUAAUCAUAUCAUUCAUUUUAAUGGUCUGACGCUUCAAGCCCACUUUUAAUUUGCUACAGACACUGAUGCAGAAAACACAUCUGCAAAGAGUUUUGGCGCUCAGUUGUUCAUCUCUUGCUGUUUGAUAUGCCUUUCUGUGUUCCCCUGCGACUUCAGCGAAUAUGAUGGGGAUUUCUGUGUUCCCCUGCGACUUCAGCGAAUAUGAUGGGGAUUUCUGUGUUCCCCUGCGACUUCAGCGAAUAUGAUGGGGAUUUCUGUGUUCCCCUGCGACUUCAGCGAAUAUGAUGGGGAUUUCUGUGUUCCCCUGCGACUUCAGCGAAUAUGAUGGGGAUUUCUGUGUUCCCCUGCGACUUCAGCGAAUAUGAUGGGGAUUUCUGUGUUCCCCUGCGAUGCGACUUCAGCGAAUAUGAUGGCGAUUUCUGUGAUGCGAGUUUGUGAAUGUGUGUUUUCUGACUGUGCUUUUAGCAGCUUAUUCUACCCCUCAAUUCUUUCUCACAAGACUAACAUGGUAUUACAUUUUGUGCUGUCACAUCUCACUGGUUAGACAGUCAGGGGGAGGUAGUGGGGGACAAUGGGAAGCCCUUUGCCGUGUUCUGAUGUGAUUUUUACAGUCUUAAUUGUUCCACCUCCCAGCAAGGAGAGAACCCAUCACUAUAGAAACAGUGCACAUGAUCCCAGGACUGACAUGCUGAUUGGUGGAGGACGGGAUUCCAAACAGAGGCUCAUCUGGAUAUCAAGUUGCAGAGAGGAUGGCCUCAAAAAGGGACAUGUGACUCAGUGCACUCACACUCGCAGGCAUCCCCAACAUCAUUCUGCAAUAAACAGUCCACAGUUGAUUUAAAGCAUCACUCAAUUAUUACGCUGCGUGUUGGCAUAGGUGCAGUUCAUUUGUAUAUUAGUGUGUGUUGUGUGUGUGUGUGUGUGUGUGUGUGUGUGUGUGUGUGUGUGUGUGUGUGUGUGUGUGUGUGUGUGUGUGUGUGUGUGUUGUGUGCGUGAGAGAGAG
Molecule: messenger RNA, 3232 nt
Organism: Oncorhynchus gorbuscha (pink salmon)
Lineage: Eukaryota; Metazoa; Chordata; Actinopteri; Salmoniformes; Salmonidae
Product: proline-rich membrane anchor 1-like
Exons: 4
Coding region: 815-1366 (183 amino acids)
Source: RefSeq, a predicted model, not a curated record